Molecule: messenger RNA, 432 nt
Organism: Paraphaeosphaeria sporulosa
Lineage: Eukaryota; Fungi; Ascomycota; Dothideomycetes; Pleosporales; Didymosphaeriaceae
Exons: 4
Coding region: 1-432 (143 amino acids)
Source: RefSeq, a predicted model, not a curated record
AUGGACACUCUCAGCGGACCCUUCAUCAUUGAAAUCGAUGGUAAACCUAUUGCCAAAGUAGGAUCGGACGCCGAAGACCACGUGCAGGCGACUACCGGGCCUGAUGCUGCAGUGUUCACUCUGAAGGACCGAAGGCUCCAGUCUGGUGACUGGGUUCUUGCACGAGCAACCGUAGAGAACAGAAGCUUCCUUCCCAAACCUGUACGGUGGUUCAAGAUUGGCGCCGACAGCGAAAAGCUUCCAGUGCACCCUGUCAUUGCUCACGAGGAAGGGACUUCGUACCAGAUCAAGUUUGCGAAUGCAGGUUUGAUAACUGAGGAUGGUAACGUGCUGGCAGACCUUGGAGGAGAAAUGCCAUCAAAAGUAGUCGUCAAGAUGAAAUGCGACGUCAAUGACACAGGCUUGUGUGAACACGACAAGAACUUGGGAUGA